CUUUUUUAUUCCGCUUAUCUCUAUCAUCCUUAUUACUAUUUUACUCCAUUAAAAGCAUGCCAGGAACUCAGCCUGAUACCACAUACAACAUCCAUCUGGCCAGCCAUGAGGAAUACCAGCAAUCAAUUGCCCUGCGCCUAUAUGUUUUCUGCGACAUCCAAGGAUUUCCUCGCGGCGAUGAGCCCGACAAAUAUGACGCCCAAGCCCUCCAAGUAGUUAUUACCCACACAGGAAAGGUUGUCGGGAGCUUACGCAUAAUUAAAUCACCCGAUGCAACUAAACUAGGGCGUAUAGUUAUACACCCAGAACACCAGGGAAAGGGAUUGGGCCGGAAAUUGAUAGAAUAUGCGGAGAUUGUUAUUAGGAACAGCGAGGAUUAUGAUGUAAAGUCUGUUAAGUUGGGAAGUCAGUGGGAUAAAAAGCUGUUUUAUGAAAAAUGUGGGUAUGAGCCCAAAGGCGAUAUUUAUGAUGAUGGAGGGUCCCCACAUAUAUGGAUGCACAAGGAUCUUUAAAAAUAUGAAUAUAUAUUCAAAUUAUUAUGAUUAUGAUUUAAUAAAAUUGACCAUGUUAAAAAAA
This is a messenger RNA of Kickxella alabastrina, 576 nucleotides long. Its product is annotated as putative acetyl transferase. Gene Ontology annotation, molecular function: N-acetyltransferase activity. The coding region runs from base 57 to 512 and encodes 151 amino acids. The record is from RefSeq and is a predicted model, not a curated record. The transcript has a single exon. Lineage: Eukaryota; Fungi; Kickxellomycota; Kickxellomycetes; Kickxellales; Kickxellaceae.